Messenger RNA from Penaeus vannamei (Pacific white shrimp), 1099 nucleotides. NCBI's taxonomy places the organism in Eukaryota, Metazoa, Arthropoda, Malacostraca, Decapoda, Penaeidae. The record is from RefSeq and is a predicted model, not a curated record.
GAGUGGUGUACAAGGCGGUGGCGGAGGACGAGGACCUGGGGCUGACGUGCCCGCUGGGGCCGGGCCUCAACACGCGCUGCCCCUGCGCCGCCGUGCACUACGUCAUCCUCGAGAGCGAGAACAAGGACAACGACAUCUUCGAGAUCCACGACUCGUCCGGCCAGAUGUUCCUGAAGAAGGGCGCGCUGCCCCGCCCGGGCGGACAGUACCAGGUGGAGAUCGUGGCGGCCAACGCCAACGAGAGCCACGACAGCCUGAACGUGCUGCAGAUGGACGUGCAGACCCUGACGGUGGUCGUCCGCAGCGACGACAAGCUGGAGGACCUCCUGGAGACCAAGGACCCGUUCGAGGCCGCGCCGCUCGAGGGCAACGUCGUCGUGAACGCGAGGGACUACGAGCUGGACUACGGAGAGGGAACCGGGACACAGGACGAGGAAAGAUGGAGGAACCAAGAAGAGGAAGAAGGAACGGAUGCUAAAGGAUACGGAGGAUUCGAGGAACCUCUGGGCCCUGACAGCGACGAGCGGGAUGCCCUGGGCCCGCAGACGCUGGUCCGGAGGAAGCGAGAGACCCCGGCCGACGACGGCGACACGGGCUCGUCCGAACUGACGCUGAUCGAGAAGAACCCUCCGGCCGGCGACAUGAAGCCCGGCAUGAGCAUCGACUACGAGCUGGUGGUCGUCCUGCCGCGACUCACCACGGCCAUCGACCUGGUGAUCGAGCUGUUCGUGAUGACGCCGUCUCGGGCGUCACGCCCUUCGCGCUCUGCGACCCGCGCGUCGACUCCAUCGGCAGCAUGAUCAAGGACGAGGCCGGCGCCCCAUCGCGCCCGCCGACGUCACCAUCGACAAGACUCUCAACCAGGACUUCGGCACCUUCUACGACCACGCCGUCCUCAACUUCGGCAAGGUGCAGAACCAGGACACGUACAACCCGACGCCCACCGACAAGGAGCCGAGCACCAUCCGCGUCCUGUUCACGGCCAUCCUCAUCAAGAACACCGCCUACACCAACGACACCGUCAUCGUGACCGCCGGCGCCGAGUACGACUCCGAGCGCUACGUGUGGGUGAGCCAGGCCACGCACAGCUACAUCAUGA